Lachancea thermotolerans CBS 6340 is the source of this 525-nucleotide messenger RNA. It is a transcript of the gene ATP7, whose product is annotated as F1F0 ATP synthase subunit d. The coding region runs from base 1 to 525 and encodes 174 amino acids. NCBI's taxonomy places the organism in Eukaryota, Fungi, Ascomycota, Saccharomycetes, Saccharomycetales, Saccharomycetaceae. Gene Ontology annotation, biological process: proton motive force-driven ATP synthesis. The transcript has a single exon. Gene Ontology annotation, molecular function: proton transmembrane transporter activity. The record is from RefSeq and is a predicted model, not a curated record.
AUGUCUAUCGCCAAAUCUGCUGCCAACAAGCUGGACUGGGCCAGCGUGAUCUCAUCCCUGAAGCUCACUGGCAAGACUGCCACACAAUUGACCUCUUUCAAGAAGAGAAACGAUGAGGCCCGCAGAAAGCUGCUGGAGCUGCAGGCGCAGCCUACGGCCGUGGACUUCAGCUACUACCGCUCCGUCUUGAAGAACUCGGAGGUUGUGGACAAGAUCGAGUCUUUCUACAAGUCCUACAAGCCCGUGACCGUGGACGUCAAGAAGCAGCUCUCGACCAUUGAGGCGUUUGAGUCCCAGGCGCUCGAGAACGCCAAGGAGACCGAGAAGUUCGUCGCACAGGAGCUGAAGGAUCUAAGCGACACUUUGAAGAACAUCGAGUCCGCAAGACCUUUCGACCAGCUGACCGUGGAGGAGCUGGCCAAGGCCAGACCUGACAUCGACGCCAAGGUCGAGGAGAUGGUCAAGAAGGGCAGAUGGGAGGUUCCAGGCUACAAGGAAAAGUUCGGUGACCUUACCGUUAUGUGA